Mucor mucedo is the source of this 1665-nucleotide messenger RNA. RefSeq lists its product as uncharacterized. Bases 123 to 1304 code for a protein of 393 amino acids. Lineage: Eukaryota; Fungi; Mucoromycota; Mucoromycetes; Mucorales; Mucoraceae. The transcript is spliced from 4 exons. The record is from RefSeq and is a predicted model, not a curated record.
AGGUUUCAUAAAGUGGAUCGCACAAACACAAACAUGGAUUGGAUUUUUUUUUGCGCCCUUUCCUGUGUUAAGAUAUGGCGUUCAAGUAUAGUGAUUAUGGUAUAAUCGUUAGCAUAGGUAACAUGUCUCCAAAAGAGUUGAGGGAAACAAUCUACCCCAGCAUUAUUCAUGUUACUGAUUGGCCGAAGCAAAAUAACUUACAGCAUAAAACACCAUCUAUCAUUGUAUGUGAUCGGAACUUCCACCUUUUACAUUGGGGAAUGAGUGCCUUUAACUUUAUACAAUCUGGUCAAGUAAAGGAUACUCAUCGAGUCUUUGAAAAGUUUAAAUUGCAACUCCCUUCGUCCAUUGCACAAAAAGGAGCUUUCCGUUGUACUGGAAAUACUAGCCAGCUCGAACUCUUAUGCCUAAGAGCUACAAUUGAUUACUUUAGGGAGCUUUUCGAUCAUACAGCUAGAGCUAUGCAAAAUGCAAAUAUAGUAAAUGGUUUAAAAAUUGACAAAGAAGAUAUUCGUUUUAUUAUCACCGUCCCAACACAGUGGAAUGACGUUCAAAAAUCGCUUAUGCGUUUAAUCGCUAUUGAAGCAGGGCUGAUUUCCAAAUACGACAAUGAAAACCGUUUGAAAAUCAUUAGCGAGUCUUCAGCUGCACUCCUCUAUUGUGAACGAAUACCCGAUAUGAAAACAUCAAAGAUUAAGGAUACCGAGUAUGUGAUUAUGUCAGAGGGUGAGAAGUAUAUGAUUUGUGAUGCUGGUGGAGGAACGGUUAGCAUUGCUGUCUUUGAAGUGCUCAAGCAGAGAGACCAAGAUGGCAAGGAAAGUUAUUGUAGAUGUCAAAUUACCGCAGAAAUUCGAAAGAACUGUGGAUCGGAAUAUUUGGAUCUUAAAAUGAAAGAAGUCCUUUUGGAUAUUUGUUUUGGUGCCGAUAAAAAAUCGUGGAAGGACAACAAGUUAAAAAGAGAAGAGCUUGCAUCAAUUAUAGCACCUCUGACGGACCAGUUUCUCGUAGACAAGACAAUUUUUGGACAAGCUAAGAGAGACUUUCUUCCUGAUUGCUGUCGUAAAUUUCGAGAAAUGUAUAGCGGCAACAGUAGCGACAGCAACUACGACAGCAACAGUGAAAGCGACAGUGAAAGCGAUAGUGACAAUGAAGGCGGAAGAAGUUACCCCAAUAGGGUUCCAGAAGCAAUUCCUAGUUGUGAGGGCUGUAAUUUUAGUGAGGGACUUGACGAAAAGUACGUAGAGCUUGAUGAUUUUGGUGAUGGUAAAGUUUCCAUUCCAGCAUUUAUAUCGUUCUUCCUAUAAUGAUUGUGUUUAUAGAUACGGUAUAUUUAAUUACGUGGGGUAAAAUAUUGGAUGAGCUCAAAUUGAUGCGAGGUCUGGACGGUGAUAUAAUUACAGACGAAGGUGUAACGGUCGAACAUGAUGAAAAUCAUUUUGAAAUUCGACUUUCAUACAAAUUCAUGCGAGAAAAGGUUUUUGAUGAAGUUAUCGAUAACACAAUUGAUCUUUUGAGGAGACAAAUAAAGAAAGCUAAUGGAAAUAUUAAAUACACCUAUCUGGUGGGAGGCUUUGGCGGAUCACCAUACUUGCGCAAACGUAUUCUAAACGAGUUUCCUUUGGGGCACCCAUUACACAUCGGGAGUUUAAUCCAGGAUGAUCGAGG